This is a messenger RNA of Protopolystoma xenopodis, 276 nucleotides long. NCBI's taxonomy places the organism in Eukaryota, Metazoa, Platyhelminthes, Monogenea, Polystomatidea, Polystomatidae. The record is from the annotation of a GenBank genome assembly.
UUGAGUCACGUUGCCAUCACGCAGUCCGUCGACUGCACGAGGUCGCCGACAGGUGGGGCAGAAGGGACAGCACGAUCUGAACCCUCAUGCCCUGGUGGCCAACGGAGCGUGAGCUGGUCGGACAGCCUGUCAAUCACGCUUUGGGAUCAUGGGUUGGGUCGGGUCGGUCCCACCGACUAUAUUGGCUACUGGAAUGCCGGCUUCAAUUUAUACGCUAAGGAUGAUAAGCGGGAGCAUGGUGCUGACGAUCAAAUGCAAGGCAAUGAAAAUAACUAG